Messenger RNA from Anarrhichthys ocellatus (wolf-eel), 524 nucleotides. RefSeq names its product transmembrane protein 220 (gene tmem220). The transcript has 6 exons. The record is from RefSeq and is a predicted model, not a curated record. Bases 13 to 513 code for a protein of 166 amino acids. Lineage: Eukaryota; Metazoa; Chordata; Actinopteri; Perciformes; Anarhichadidae.
UUCAAAACAACAAUGGGCGAAGUUUGUAAGUCGUGGCUUUCUGUCAUUUGGCGAGUCUGCAACUUGUUAAUGUCUUUAUUCUUCGCUCUUGCAAGUUAUGUCCAGAUCAACGAUCCAGACGCAGGGGUGUGGAUGGUUGGUUACGGUGUCCCUGCAGUGUUGUGUGCAUGUGUUGGCUUCACACCCCACGUGACAGAGACUUUGCCCUGGAGGCGCGUGGCUGAUCUCCACGUGCUGAUAUCCAGCGCUGUUGUUGCCAUGUUGGGAUGGAGACUCUUCAGAGAGAGAAUCACUGAGAUCCUCCAGCAGGAGGAGGGCAGAGAAUUUUCUGGUCUCAUGUUGACGGCUGUUUGGCUUCUCCUGUGUCGUCACUCUGGAAGGGCUCCUGUCAGGAUGCUCAGAGUCUCAACAGCUGUUUCCAUCACAGUGUUCCCCUUUGUGGCCUGGCUUUACUACUACAUCCAUAAGGAGCUGAGAUCAAACUGGCCUUCACAUUGUCAAACUGCUAUUUAGACAUCUGCUUC